This is a messenger RNA of Rhodotorula toruloides NP11, 237 nucleotides long. RefSeq lists its product as uncharacterized. The transcript has 5 exons. The record is from RefSeq and is a predicted model, not a curated record. Bases 1 to 237 code for a protein of 78 amino acids. Lineage: Eukaryota; Fungi; Basidiomycota; Microbotryomycetes; Sporidiobolales; Sporidiobolaceae.
AUGGCUCGCAACAGUACUUCGAAGGGUCCUCGCUCGUCCUCGCCGUCCAAGUCCUCGUCGGCCGCAGGAGACAACCCCAACUUCUCCGCCUGGCGCUCGUUCUACGCCGUCGAGUCCGUCAAGUUGAGGGAGAAGUACCCCGGCAUGAAAGGCAAGACGGUCCAGAAGCGUUUGUCGGCGCUUUACAAGAAACGCAAGGCCGAGCAGGAGAAGCCCGCUUCCGACGCCGACGCUUAA